AAAAAUCUUUCAACCCUGAGGCAAAGAUAACCUCAGUGCAGGAUCUAGUUCGCCGAUGGAAAGCCAAACCACUACAUGGUCGGUAUAGGAGACGCAUGGAAGACAACGCCAUUGACACGAAGGCUUCCCAAGGAUGGUUGCAGUCAGGUAAUCUGUUCCUGGAGACGGAGGGCUUCAUAGCCUCCAUCCAGGAUC
Messenger RNA from Acanthoscelides obtectus, 195 nucleotides. The record is from the annotation of a GenBank genome assembly. Lineage: Eukaryota; Metazoa; Arthropoda; Insecta; Coleoptera; Chrysomelidae.